Messenger RNA from Pelobates cultripes (western spadefoot toad), 1460 nucleotides. Lineage: Eukaryota; Metazoa; Chordata; Amphibia; Anura; Pelobatidae. The record is from the annotation of a GenBank genome assembly.
AUGCAUCUGUUGAGAAAGCGCUAUCCAAAGCAUUCACCCACUAAGUCUGGCUCUAAACAUGCCCACUAUUGGACCAAUUCAGAGGAGUCUGAUGCCUCCUCCAAGGAGCACUCCCACUUGCAAAACACCACUGGAAACGUGUUGGGGCUAAACCCAGUCUUACCAAAGGCAAUGUGCCCCUCAGGGAAGUCAAACAGAGUCAGGUGAGUUGACUACACUGCUGGCACCUGAUAUCUCCUCAGAUGAGAAACUAUAACUGCCCCAUUCCUUCUUGGUCCUCGAUGAGUGGCAGGCCGACUCAUGAUUUGGAUACACGCAUUUGGGAUUUUAACUCCAAGUUGGAUUCUAUGUUCUUUUGGAAGACCUUUAUGGGUGAGCCCCAGAUGAACAAAGAUGUAGAUGGUGCGGAGACACCUUACCAAGUAGACGUGCGUAGACACCUUCCCAAGUGGACGCUGAGGUUUUCAUGAACACUACAGGUGAUUCCAUAUUUGACCCACGGAACAUCAAACAUUCACACUCUGGGGACUGGACGCCAUCAGAUCACCUCACAAAAGUGUAUGCACUUCUGUCCGCACAUAUUCUGUGUGCCCACGCCCUUCACUGCCAAACAAGGUUACAUAUACACCUGAAUUUGACCAGUUGAUGCUGGCCUUUAUGGCUUGUGGUGGCAGGGACCUACAAAAAGAAGUCGAAAGAGGGUGUAGGAGUGCGCAGGACAAGCUCCUGGAUGCCAUUGGGCCACUGAUCUGUAUCAUGUACCGGCAGAUAGAGCAUAAUCCAGAGCCGAAGCUUUUGAUGUCGACAUGGUAAGUGAAUGGCCACACAACAUCAGGGUGUGGGAACAGAGGUUUCCUGGUAAAUACUAAAGUGGCGCUCUCUUCGGAGAGGCGCCAAGCAGCACUGUUCCACAUAGACAGAUAAAUGGCAGAUCUAGAAGCCAAGGAAGUCGGCCCGCAGGCACAAGUGAUCACCUCCUGAACAAAGUGCAGUCAUCCAUGAGUGAAGUCUUCAGGGGCUACACCUCCAGUAGUGUUUUUGGCAGGGCUGGAUGGCAACAGGACAGUGCCACCAGCCGCUUCUAGCCAUCCGGCCCCAGGCGGCACAGCCGCAACCCUUCUACUCAGAGGUGGGAAGCAGACAAUGCUCUUAAUAUUUUAGGACAGAGGCUGUGGAGACCAGGGCUGAACUUGGCCCAGAUUUGCCUCAGGUAUGAAACCCUCUAGUAACUGUAAUUUACUUUUCCGACUGCAUGCCUCCUUUCUCAUUUUAUUUCCAGGAUUGGGAAAGUUUAUCCACAGGACAGUAACUGGUUUAUCCAUCUGGACCUCAAAGACAUUAUCUCUCUGUCCCCACAUAAGGGGAUACGGAAACCUUUAUCUCUUUUCUGUGGCAAGGGAAACCGUGGCAUUUCACCUUCCUUCAAUUUGGACUCCGUUCGGCUCUAUGGUGCUUCAUAA